GCAAGAUCUGUCCGAUCUGUUAUCCUGCCGGUGUUGCCCGCCCCUGUUCCUCCACAAAAAGGCAACCCGCUCUCGUACGUGUUUGCGUCUUUUCUGAGCCAUCUUAUCAAGCAGACAGAAGUUCAAGAUGGCGAUGGACUCCAGAUCGGCAUAUUCCCUCAGUGUACUGCCACCACACCAAGACGCCGCCUCGGAACCGCGGACAGAAUUGCAGUCGAAGCUGAAGGAGUUUGUGCUCGCAUUCCAGCUUGACGGCUCAUACAUCUACAGAGACCAGAUUCGAGAGAAUGUGCUCGUGAAGCAAUACUAUUGCGACAUCGACCUUACGCAUUUGAUCUCGUACAAUGAAGAAUUGGCUCACCGACUGACCAACGAUCCUGCGGACGUGAUACCUCUGUUCGAGGCAGCACUGAAACAAUGCACACAACGAAUCGUUUUUCCCCACGAUCCCGAAGUCAAACUCCCCCAGCAUCAACUCCUCCUCCAUUCAUCCGUCUCCCAAAUCUCCAUCCGCGACCUCAAUGCGACAAACGUCUCCCAUCUGGUCCGAAUCCCUGGCAUUGUGAUCGGGGCGUCCACUUUGUCCUCAAAAGCCACGGUAGUUUGCAUCCAGUGUCGGAAUUGCGAUCAUGUCGAGUUUCUGCCAAUAGAAGGAGGGUUUUCUGGCAUCACACUCCCACGCACAUGCGGCAGACCCAAAGUCCCCGGCCAAGAGAUGGGUGAUUCGUGCCCACUGGACCCCUACUUUGUGGUCCACGAGAAGUCUCAAUUUAUCGACCAACAGGUUCUGAAGUUGCAGGAAGCUCCGGACCAAGUACCUGUCGGAGAACUGCCACGCCACAUACUGGUCUCGGCAGAUCGUUAUUUGACCAACCGAGUUGUCCCAGGGACGCGGUGCACCAUAAUGGGUGUUUUUUCCAUUUACCAGGCCAACAAAGGCUCCAAGAAAGACAGCACGGUUGCGAUAAGGAAUCCAUACCUGCGCGCGGUCGGCAUCACUACCGACGUGGACCACAACGCAAGCGGAACCACGUCCUUCUCUGACGAGGAAAUCCAAGAAUUCGAGGAGAUGUCUCGACUUCCAGAUCUUUACGACCGGUUCGCCAGGUGUAUAGCGCCUUCGAUUUACGGAAAUAUGGACAUCAAGAAGGCUAUUUGCUGUCUGCUAAUGGGCGGCUCGAAAAAGAUUCUGCCAGACGGCAUGAAACUGAGAGGUGACAUAAACGUUCUGCUUUUGGGCGACCCCGGUACCGCCAAAUCUCAACUCUUGAAGUUCGUUGAGAAGGUGUCACCGAUCGCCAUCUACACCUCAGGGAAGGGUUCCUCGGCAGCCGGUUUGACUGCUUCCGUACAGCGAGACACUCAGACGCGCGAGUUCUACCUAGAAGGAGGUGCAAUGGUGCUUGCCGAUGGUGGCGUUGUGUGUAUCGACGAGUUCGACAAGAUGCGCGACGAAGACCGUGUGGCAAUCCACGAAGCCAUGGAGCAGCAAACCAUUUCAAUCGCCAAAGCAGGCAUCACCACGAUUCUCAAUGCACGCACGUCGGUUUUGGCUGCGGCAAACCCGAUCUUCGGCCGUUACGACGAUCUCAAAUCGCCAGGAGAAAACAUUGAUUUCCAGACGACCAUCUUGUCCCGAUUUGACAUGAUAUUCAUUGUCAGGGACGACCACGAUCGAAAACGGGACGAGACAAUUGCCAAACACGUCAUGGGCAUCCACAUGGGCAACCAUGGCGUGGAGGAACAGGCCGAGGUGGAAAUCUCUGUAGAGAAGAUGAAGAGAUACAUCAGCUUCUGCAAAUCGCGCUGCGCACCACGUCUCUCAGCUCCGGCGGCAGAGAAACUGUCGUCACAUUUCGUCUCGAUCCGCAAUCGGGUCGCUCAAGCCGAGCAAAACAGUAACGUCAGAUCUUCCAUACCCAUCACAGUUCGUCAACUCGAAGCCAUCAUCCGCAUCACGGAAUCCCUCGCCAAACUUACCUUGUCGCCGGUCGCCGAGGAACACCACGUCGAUGAGGCCAUUCGUCUCUUCCUGGCUAGCACCAUGGACGCCGUGUCUCAGGGCGAGGGUGCAGGCGGCAUGAGCGGAAAUAGGGAGUUAAUGGAGGAAGUGAGCAAGGUAGAGGAAGAACUCAGAAGACGGCUCCCAAUCGGAUGGAGCACCAGCCUGGCAACUUUGCGGCGAGAGUUUGUCCAAGGCAGGGGAUACAGUGAAGCCGCAUUGGCGCGAGCUUUGCACGUUUUGCAGCGGAGAGAGACGAUAAGAUUGAGGAAUGGCGGCAGCCAAGUGUACAGAAGUGGUGUUUGAUCAGCUUUUUGUCGCUCUUAUGAACAUGAACCUUGCUAGUGGUUAUUGGCGUUGCAGGAAGGCUGGGAACGGUUUGCUGAGGUCGACGGCUCUCGGAGUGAGCACUGGCGGGCUGGAAGGUUGACCGGGGUUUAUGGUGUCUGUUCUAUUAAUGGGGUUCGACGACUGUUCGUUUGCCAUCUCAUGACAUACCUAUCAUGGGCUCAAAACAUCUGUAGCUUUGACCGGCUGACAGAGAGUUCAUGUGUUUUUGAUUUGCCAAGACCACCGGAGCGAGCGACGACCUCGACUCAUGACAAAUUCUCUGAAGUGUCGUUCCAUAUAUCUUUCUUGAGGACCCAUCGUUGGCUGAGGACCCAUAGACUGGGGUUGCACUGCAUCUUGAACAUCUCGGAUUAGACACCGCAAGCGGAAGGUCAGGGAUCAUCAGAUGUGUGUUAUGACAACCAUUAGGGUAGGACAGCAACCUCUAGAGUACUUCUCAGAGCCAUGAGCCAAGCUGGUCAGAGCAUCGGCAUACCCCUAGGACUCGUUUAAGGCGUCAACGUCCAUCAAUUUCGGGCGCGACCAACAUGAGCGGCGCCCUUGACCCGCUUGUCGUGCUUCGCGGCGCAGUGCCAUUGACCGAAAAUGCUAGGGUACGGAAACAGUAUCGGCUCCAGAAUAGUUACUAGGUUGAAACUGGCGUCAGCCUGUUGCUCCUCAUAUUCUGCCAUACAAUCAAGCCUAUUUUGCUCCAAUGUCGGGGCCGAUAGUCCCGACAUAGGACCCCUUUCCCCAGCGAGAGGCUAGGAGACCC
Molecule: messenger RNA, 3107 nt
Organism: Exophiala dermatitidis NIH/UT8656
Lineage: Eukaryota; Fungi; Ascomycota; Eurotiomycetes; Chaetothyriales; Herpotrichiellaceae
Product: minichromosome maintenance protein 5 (cell division control protein 46)
Exons: 2
Coding region: 128-2308 (726 amino acids)
Biological process (GO): DNA replication; DNA replication initiation; double-strand break repair via break-induced replication
Cellular component (GO): nucleus; MCM complex
Molecular function (GO): single-stranded DNA helicase activity; 3'-5' DNA helicase activity; DNA replication origin binding
Source: RefSeq, a predicted model, not a curated record